GGAGACUAUUGGAUUGACCCCAACCAAGGCUGCACUUUGGACGCCAUCAAAGUUUUCUGCAACAUGGAGACGGGCGAGACCUGCGUCUACCCCAGCCCCAGCAGCAUCCCCAAGAAGAACUGGUGGACCAGCAAGACCAAAGACAAGAAGCACGUCUGGUUCGCAGAGACCAUUAACGGCGGUUUCCACUUCAGCUAUGGCGAUGAAGACUUGUCACCCAACACUGCCAACAUCCAGAUGACCUUCCUCCGCCUCCUCUCCACCGAAGGCUCCCAGAACGUCACGUACCACUGCAAGAACAGCAUCGCCUACAUGGACGAGGAGACAGGCAACCUGAAGAAAGCCCUCCUCAUCCAGGGAUCCAACGACGUGGAGAUCAGAGCCGAGGGCAACAGCAGGUUCACCUACAGCGUCCUGGAGGACGGCUGCACGAAACACACCGGGAAAUGGGGCAAGACAGUCAUCGAGUACCGAUCGCAGAAGACCUCGCGCCUGCCCAUUGUAGAUAUUGCACCUAUGGACAUUGGUGGAGCCGAUCAGGAGUUUGGCGUGGAUAUUGGCCCGGUCUGCUUCUUGUAA
Pterocles gutturalis (yellow-throated sandgrouse) is the source of this 579-nucleotide messenger RNA. RefSeq names its product collagen alpha-1(II) chain. The annotation marks the transcript as partial. Gene Ontology annotation, molecular function: extracellular matrix structural constituent. The transcript has 3 exons. Lineage: Eukaryota; Metazoa; Chordata; Aves; Pterocliformes; Pteroclidae. The record is from RefSeq and is a predicted model, not a curated record.